AUGGAACCAGGGAGGCUGUGCUCAGAGUCAUCGAGCGAAGAAAGUGAUCCGUUUGAGCAACUGAAGGAGGAAGGGAGCGUCAAACGGUCCUACGAAUGCACGUUUUGCAAGCGGGGCUUCACAAACGCCCAAGCUCUGGGCGGUCACAUGAACAUCCACCGGAAAGAUAGAGCCAAAGGAAAGCAAGCUCCAAGUGCUGCUCCCAAUAUGCGGAAGAUCUAUGAUCCUUAUGUUAUCGCAUCUAAUCAUUUCGGAUCGAAAUCGGGCCAAGGCAAAGAUGACGAAGCACAAAGAAGUUAUAGUCACCAGGGUCUGCAAACAUCUGCUAUGAACCCUAGAAAUUAUCUGGAAAGCUUGCACUCUUUGCAAAGAGGAGAUGACAUUAUAUGGGAUGCUAGCCUUAGCCUGCAAAUCGGCCCAUCAAACAUGGAGCGUACCGGUGAAGUGAAGCAAGAUGAGAAUCGGGAGGAAGUUGAUCUGGAGCUCCGACUCGGCCGCGACCCCUAA
Messenger RNA from Eucalyptus grandis, 507 nucleotides. RefSeq names its product probable transcriptional regulator RABBIT EARS. The transcript has a single exon. Bases 1 to 507 code for a protein of 168 amino acids. The record is from RefSeq and is a predicted model, not a curated record. NCBI's taxonomy places the organism in Eukaryota, Viridiplantae, Streptophyta, Magnoliopsida, Myrtales, Myrtaceae.